Molecule: messenger RNA, 2359 nt
Organism: Galendromus occidentalis (western predatory mite)
Lineage: Eukaryota; Metazoa; Arthropoda; Arachnida; Mesostigmata; Phytoseiidae
Product: prolyl endopeptidase
Exons: 3
Coding region: 41-2233 (730 amino acids)
Biological process (GO): proteolysis
Cellular component (GO): cytosol
Molecular function (GO): oligopeptidase activity; serine-type endopeptidase activity
Source: RefSeq, a predicted model, not a curated record
AGCGGCGCGUACCUCGUGAGUUCGGCGACUCCCCGCACCGAUGAUAAGGUGUCUUGUGCAGACCGCAAAGAAUUCACGGUACUUACGAAGAACGAAGCAAGUAUAUUCGAGGGAAUCCGCUUCCUGGAUCGCAAGUAUGCCCGUGACGAAAUACCCCACGCCGAGAAGAUCGGAUACCUCAGAAGUUCUGCAUGGCAUAACUGUGAAGGAUCCUUAUCGAUGGAUGGAGGAUCCCGAUGCAGAAGAAACGAAGGCGUUCGUCGAGGCCCAGAACAAGAUAAGCAAGCCUUAUCUGGAUAGGUGUCCCCAUAAGAAAGAGCUGACGGAGAGCCUCACCAAACUAUGGAACUACCCGAAGUUCACGGUGCCGUCCAGGAAAGGGGAUUACUAUUACUUCCGGCACAACAGCGGUCUCCAGAAUCAAUUUGUUACGUACAUGAAGAAGAAUCUCGAUGAUGAACCUGAAGUUUUUCUCGAUCCGAACUCACUGUCUGAAGAUGGAACGGUGUCGCUGACCGAAUCGGCGUUCUCUGAGAAUGGCAAUUACUAUUGUUAUGGUCUCGCUCAGUCUGGGUCUGAUUGGUCGACUCUCCACGUCAAGGACGUGAGGCAGAAGAAAGACCUCCCGGAGAAACUCGAGCGUUUCAGAUAUUCUUCCGUUUCAUGGACGAUCGAUGAGAAGGGUUUCUUCUACGGACAGUAUCCCGACUGGAGCGGGAAGGUCACCGGAACCGAGGCGAAAGCAGUGGAAAAUCAAAAACUCUUCUACCACAGACUCUCGACGCCUCAAUCAGAGGACGUUAUGUGCGUCGAAUUCCCGAAAAAUCCCGAAUGGAGGAUCACGCCCGAGGUAUCAUACUGCGGUCGUCACCUCAUCGUGAGCGUCCAGGAAGGAUGCCAGGACAACAUCGUAUUUGUUGCUGACAUACCGGAAAAUGUCACAGGUGUCCUAGAGCUCAAACCAAUCUACGAGACAUUCGACUGUCGGCUCGAAUACAUCACAAAUGACGACGACAUAUUCUACUUCCGAACAAACAAGGACCGCCCUACAUAUGGCGUGGUAAAGAUCAACAUUAGAAAACCCCAAGAAUGGAUCGAUGUCGUGCCUGCCCACCCUAAGAACGUUCUCGAGUGGGCCUUGGCCGUUGAUGGGGAUAAACUGAUCGUGGAGUAUUGCCAGGAUGUUGUAAGCAAAUUGCAGAUCCAUAAGCUCAGCGGAGAAUUUCUGCAGAACUUGCCGCUGGACAUAGGUGCGGUUAGCGAAAUUUCAGGGAAACGGAAGCUCUCGGAAAUCUUCUUGAAGUUCUCCUCGUUCCUGACUCCCGGAAGAAUCUACCGUUGCGAGAUCGACAAGGCACCGGAAGCGGUGCUCGAAGAACACAAGAAUAUCGAAUUGGCCGGCCUUCCAACAGACGAUCUUGAAGUCGAACAAGUCUUCUAUGCAAGUCAAGACGGUACCAAAGUACCGAUGUUCAUCACGCGCAAGAAAGACCUACCGCGAGACGGCUCCGCUCCUUGCUUGCUCUACAUCUACGGAGGCUUCAGUAUCAACCUCUCACCUUCGUUCAGUCUCUUCCGAUUGAUGCUGAUCAAGAGACUGGGCUUCUCUGUGGCAGUGGCCAAUGUCCGAGGAGGUGGAGAGUACGGCGAGGAGUGGCACAAUGGUGGCUGUCUGAAGAAUAAGCAGAAUACUCUCGACGAUGUACAUGCAGCCGCCGCAUUCCUCGCCGAUAACGGCUACACACGAGCCUCCCAAUUGGUCCUGAUGGGGGGUUCGAACGGAGGAAUGGUCACCGCUGCGAGCAUCAAUCAGAGGCCUGAACUAUUCGGAGCAGCAAUCGCUCAGGUCCCGGUGACGGACAUGUUCAGAUUCCACAAGUUCACCGUCGGACAUGCAUGGUGCUCAGAUUUCGGCAAUCCGGACAAAGCUGAGGAUUUCGAGGUUCAGAGAAAGUAUUCGCCUUUGCACAACAUCCCAGCGGAUAUCGAUAAUUACCCCAGUCUUCUCGUGACGACAGCGGAUCACGACGAUCGCGUUGUACCUUCCCACUCACUGAAGUUCAUCGCUGAACUCCAACAUCGACUCGGUGAGAAGAACCAGAAGCCGUUGCUCGCCUUGAUCGAUACGAAGGCAGGUCACGGAGCGGGCAAACCGACAUCGAAAGUUAUCGACGAACUUGUUGAGUACAUGUGCUUCCUGAACCUCACCUUGGACGCUAAAUAUCGAGAAUGAUUCUCUUGGAAAUGUUUGCUCUCAUCGAGGGAACAACCGUGGUUGCGAUAACUGGAAUAGGUCUUUUAUGUCAUAGGAAAAAAAUAAGAUCGAAUGAAGUGACUCGGCUCAAAGAAUAUUCGAUCU